Molecule: messenger RNA, 839 nt
Organism: Polychytrium aggregatum
Lineage: Eukaryota; Fungi; Chytridiomycota; Chytridiomycetes; Polychytriales
Product: nucleophile aminohydrolase
Exons: 2
Coding region: 131-721 (196 amino acids)
Biological process (GO): proteasomal protein catabolic process
Cellular component (GO): proteasome core complex; proteasome core complex, beta-subunit complex; nucleus
Molecular function (GO): peptidase activity
Source: RefSeq, a predicted model, not a curated record
AGGACCAGCAUCCGAUCCAUCGUCCCACAGGUUGUCAUCAGCACCCGCCGGCCGCAAGCAACCGACCAGCGCCCCGCCUGCGAGCACCACACCACACCACACCACACCGCACGACACCCCUCCCCCAACCAUGGAAGUUCUGCUCGGCCUCACUGGCAAAGAUUUUGUGCUGCUGGCGGCAGACGCCCGAAGCGCCCGCAGCAUCGUCGUCAUGAAGGACGGAGAAGACAAGUCGCGAAACCUGACCGACAACAUCCUGAUGAUGUACAUGGGCGAGCCCGGCGACACCGUCAACUUUGCAGAGUACAUCCAGUGCAACAUCAAGCUCUACGGCAUCCGAAAUUCGGCCCAGAUGUCGACCCAGGCUGCCGUGGCUUUCACUCGAAAGGAAAUGGCGACGAGCUUGAGAAGCAGGCAUCCCUACCAUGUCAACCUUCUGGUGGGCGGAACCGAUCCGAAAACCGGCCACCCGGAGCUCUACUGGCUCGAUCACUACGCCUCAUCGCACAAGAUGGACUUUGCCGCGCACGGAUAUGCCUCGUACUUUUGCAUGUCCACCAUGGAUCGAUACUGGAGGCCUGACCUCACGCUGGAGGAGGCCAAGGAGCUGCUCAAGAAGUGCAUCGGAGAGCUGAAGGUCCGGUUCAUUGGCAACUUCCCCGAGUUCAAUGUCAAAGUCGUCGACCGAAACGGCAUCCGAGCAGAGAAGCUCGACUUGUGAACGAAUACAGCUGCGGGGGUGCAGAGCUUUCCUCCCCUCCUCCCUCUGAAAAACAAAAACAAAAAAUGGCGUCGAAACGUGCUCAUUAUCACUACGGCAGUCCAUGGACAUGAAACCC